This is a messenger RNA of Hippopotamus amphibius kiboko, 1950 nucleotides long. It is a transcript of the gene SHISA5, whose product is annotated as shisa family member 5. Lineage: Eukaryota; Metazoa; Chordata; Mammalia; Artiodactyla; Hippopotamidae. Gene Ontology annotation, cellular component: endoplasmic reticulum. The coding region runs from base 109 to 879 and encodes 256 amino acids. The record is from RefSeq and is a predicted model, not a curated record. Gene Ontology annotation, biological process: positive regulation of canonical NF-kappaB signal transduction. The transcript has 6 exons.
CGGGCGGGGUUCCCGGAACGGCCGGGGCGGGGCGAGAAAGCGGGUGGCCGCGCGGGUCGCCGAGCCUGCGGCCGCACCACGACCGUCCGUCCGUCCGCCCGCCCAGCCAUGGCCGCGCCGACCCCCGCGCCUCGGCUGCUGCUGCUGCUGCUGCUGCUGCUGCUCCCGGCGCCUCCGGGUGCCCAUAGUGAGGUAUGUGUGACUUCCCCUGGGCGCAACCUCUUCCCCAAGUUCUGUCCUGAUUUCUGCUGUGGCACCUGUUACGACCAGUACUGCUGUUCUGAUGUACUGAAGAAAUUUAUGUGGAAUGGGGAAGAGUGUGAUGUUCCGGAGGCCAGUGUCCCCAUCAACGUGGAGCCACCAGAGCAGCUGGGCUCAACACUGAAGUUCCGCUCCAGCCUGGACAGCGACUCCAUGUCUGGGUUUGGCACGACUGUGGCCGUCGGCCUGACCAUCUUUGUGCUCUCCAUCGUCACCGUCAUCAUCUGCUUUACCUGCUCCUGCUGCUGCUUGUACAAGAUGUGCCGCCGACCACGUCGUAAGCAUACCCACCCCCACUCGCCCCACUGUGACCCCUUGUGUGCAGCGGUUGUGACGACCACCACGGCCACCACGGUGGUGCACACCCCUUACACGCAACCUCCAAAUGUGCCGCCCAGCUACCCUGGACCAACGUACCAGGGCUACCACUCCGUGCCCCCCCAGCCAGGGAUGCCAGCAGCACCCUACCCCACGCAGUACCCACCACCCUACCCGGCCCAGCCUAUGGGCCCCCCCGCCUACCACGAGACAAUGGCUGGAGGUGCAGCCAUGCCCUACCCAGCCAGCCAGCCUCCUUACAAUCCGGCCUACAUGGACCCCCCGAAGGCAGCCCCCUGAGGACACCCUCGCAUCUCUGGCCGCCACUUGAUCUGUCGUGUGAAUGGGUAUGCAGGCAUGGUGUCCCCUUUUCUCCCGGUGUGUGGUGUGUGUAUGUCCUGUUUGUAUAUGAGGCUUCUCGUGAUGCCAGUGAGGAGUGGGGAACAAUCCUUGCCAGAGCUGCUGGGACCACACUUUGUUCCCUUUCUCACUUGAAAUUAUGCUUCCUGAAAUCUCAAGCAAAAUUCAAAGAACAGUUCUUUUCCAGACCACCCCAGGGAAACCAGGUGGGGCUAUCACACUAGGAUAGCACAGAUUUUUGCAGGAAGGAUGCACACGUUCCAGUUUCUGCAGAAUGGCUAGCCAUGCUCGAGGCCAUGGCUUGUCCCCAAGCUUGUCUUCGAAGAACCAGAGCCAUGAUGCAGGCAAGUGGGUGAGGCUUGGGAACUGGCUACAGGUGGGUCUUGGCCCUUUCCCAUGGCUCCCAGAGCCUGUGCGAUGCCCAGUGGAGGAUGGAUGGCCUCCUGAUAUCAAAACACCUCAAGCAGAGCCCCACCCUCCCCUAAGAGCUGCCUGCCUGUGUUCUGGACUAUGUUCUUGCAACCUUCCUGGGACCACCUGGAGGACCACAUUUACCCACAGUUCUGGCUGCCCUGGUUGGCUCUGGGCAGGGUGGCCCCAGUCCACCUACACACUCAGUGUUUUUGUUUUACUUUUAGCUAAAUAUUUUGCCUGUUUUCUGUUUCAAAAUGUGUGUAAUAGUUGCUGUGGGGCUUAAACCCCUGGGUCCUAGAGGGAAAUUGCCCCAGAGAGAAGGGACUCUGCUGUCUGAUAGUCCCUGCAGCAGCCUCACUGACUAUCCAGCUCCUGUGCCCCAGGGCAGUUUGUCUUAGCAGUGGGGACACCUGGGCCAAGGUGUCAUCUGGACCAAAGGUGGAGGGGACCCUUGGUGGCGGCUCUGGCCCAGACACAUACCUCGGUGUUCCCUAUCCCUCUGUUAAUAUCUCACCACGUAGUAGCUUUGUAUCUGUUGAUGUGUUUUGGAGAGUCUAGGGUCUGCACCCUUGUUUAUAAUAAAUGCAAAUAUUUGGA